This is a messenger RNA of Podarcis raffonei (Aeolian wall lizard), 1339 nucleotides long. It is a transcript of the gene MRPS9, whose product is annotated as mitochondrial ribosomal protein S9. The coding region runs from base 76 to 1224 and encodes 382 amino acids. The record is from RefSeq and is a predicted model, not a curated record. The transcript has 11 exons. NCBI's taxonomy places the organism in Eukaryota, Metazoa, Chordata, Lepidosauria, Squamata, Lacertidae. Gene Ontology annotation, biological process: translation. Gene Ontology annotation, molecular function: RNA binding; structural constituent of ribosome. Gene Ontology annotation, cellular component: mitochondrial small ribosomal subunit; ribosome.
GGCCGCUGAACGGAAUACGGCAGAUAGGGGAGGGGUCUCUCUCUGUCUGCCCCGCCCUCCUCUCCCUUAGCAAAUAUGGUAGUGGCGGCGGUUGGUCGCGUGCUGCUCGGGAGCCGUGCGUGGAGCGGGGCGGUGAGGACGGGGAAGCGGUUGGCGGGGCCGAAGACAUUAAGACUGAUCUGCACUACCACAACAGUGCAGAGGAAAAAUGUUGCCGCUUCAGGACCUGAAAAGUACACAGAAGCUUUUAUCAAAAAACAGACUGAAGAUUUCAACAUAGGAAAGAGACAUUUAGCCAACAUGAUGGGAGAAGAUCCAGAAACUUUUACCCAAGAGGAUAUUGAUAAAGCUAUUGCCUAUCUCUUUCCUUCUGGUCUGUUUGACAAAAGGGCCAGACCUGUAAUGAAGCAUCCUGAAGAAAUGUUUCCAAAGCAAAGAGCAAUCCAGUGGGACAAAGAUGGCCGCCCAUUUCACUUUCUCUUUUACACUGGCAAGCAGUCCUAUUAUUCUGUAAUGCAUGAAUUGUAUGGUAAACUACUUCAUAUUGAGGAACACCAAGAACGAAUGCGUGCUCAAGGAUUAUUACCGCCUGAGAAGAAAUCCCAGUUAAACCUGAUUGGCAGCAGAUGGCUGAUUAAAGAGGAAUUGGAAGAAAUGAUAGUGGAAAAACUGUCAGAUCAAGAUUAUUCACGGUGUAUUCAGCUGCUAGAAAAACUGGUCGCAAUGCCGUGCCAUGAGAUUGAAGAUGAUUAUGUGCAAAAAUUCCGUAAGCAAUUACCUGUGCAAUCCAAAAAGCAGAACAUAGAACCCCUACAGUAUGAUGAGCAGGGCCUGGCCUUCAGUGCCGCAGAAGGCUGGAGAAAGACAGCAAAAGCAACCGUUAAGGUUUAUGACAAUGGAAGUGGGAAAAUUACUAUAAAUGGAGAUGAUUAUAUACUUUACUUUCCAGUCUUGCAGGACAGAGAACAGCUGAUGUUCCCCUUCCAGUUUCUCGAUCGCCUGGAGAAGCACGACAUGGUCUGCUCUGUUUCUGGGGGAGGAAGAGCAGCGCAGGCUGGAGCGAUCCGCUUAGCUUCCGCAAGAGCGUUGUGUAGCUUCGUCACCGAAAACGAGGUGGAGUCCAUGAGGCAAGCUGGUCUCCUAGCAGUUGAUCCACGUGUGAGAGAGCGGAAGAAGCCCGGCCAAGCGGGAUCCCGCAAAAAGUUCACCUGGCAGAAGCGCUAAAUUCAGAAGUGAAACAAAGUGCAUUGCAGCUGUUGCGAUGGAUAAAUUUUAGACAUGUGGAUGUGUGUAAAUAUAUAUCUAUAUAUUUGUAAUUAAAUUGUUUCUCUCCCACCCA